Colias croceus (clouded yellow) is the source of this 531-nucleotide messenger RNA. RefSeq lists its product as uncharacterized. The record is from RefSeq and is a predicted model, not a curated record. Lineage: Eukaryota; Metazoa; Arthropoda; Insecta; Lepidoptera; Pieridae. The coding region runs from base 1 to 531 and encodes 176 amino acids. The transcript is spliced from 3 exons.
AUGCCGCCGCCGCGCCGAUACCGCGCCGCCACCGCGCCUCUACGCUGUGUGUACGUUCGCGACCGUACCGCCCCCGCGCCGACGCCGCACCGCCACCGCGCCGCCAUUCGCCACUGUGUGUCCGUGCCGAUAACUAACCACCUCGAGCUUCUUGGUAUCACCUUAACGCCUACUCUGAACUUUGGUUCCUUCAUUGAAUCUAAAGCCCAAGUAGCCUCAAAAAAGCUUGGAAUUCUGGCGAAGGUGAGACAGUAUUUCAGCCCGGGACAGUUGCUCAACCUUUAUCAAGCACAAGUCCGAUCGUGCAUGGAAUACUGCUCUCACCUCUGGGACGGUUCCGCCAAGUACCAGCUGGAGGCGCUUGAGGCGAUAGAGAGGCGUGCCAAGAGGCUCAUAAACGACGAUGACCUAGUAGGCAAAAAGCUCCAGAGCCUCGGUCACCGCCGCAGAGUGGCCAGCUUAUCGGUCUUCUAUCGGAUACACUUUGGAGAGGUGAAGGUUGUUUCUAAAUCGGUUCUCUUGCGGGAAUAA